Bursaphelenchus okinawaensis is the source of this 2519-nucleotide messenger RNA. Lineage: Eukaryota; Metazoa; Nematoda; Chromadorea; Rhabditida; Aphelenchoididae. The record is from the annotation of a GenBank genome assembly.
AUGACAUUGGCACAGGCGGCGACACUGACAAUUUGUCUUUUUGUCUUCAGUUGCGCCGGCUCCAUCUUGGCACAGGUAAGGCUAAUUAUUUAUGGUUAAUCAAAUUAACUUCCAUAGUCAGCUGUUUUAAGAUCAAAGAAACGCUUGAAGCGUCAAUUGCGAGCAUGUUUUAUGUUUAUUCACAGCAGAAAACGGCUUUUUUAAGUCUAAAAUUAUAAAUAAUAGAAAAGACAUAGAUAUUUUUUAAAAUUAUUUUAAAAUUCCUUUGAAUUCUUACCUAAUUAUAUAGCCAGACAUCGGUAGUCCAACCACAAAUUUUAUUUUUAGCUUUGAAUUAUUAAUUUUGUAAGGAAAGUAUUUUCAAAACAUCAAUAACAUGACAACGCCCUUUACAGGAAACCUUGUCGUGUGGCCAAACAUCGUACCAAGUCAAUUUCGAGCCCACCAAACCUCAACUGGCCACCGGCCCGGCCAAGUACACAUUCUACCCGAUCGAGCUCCUGUUCGGGACCAACGUCCAGAUAUGUAACAUGACCUCGCCCAGCCUGCCAUUGGGCGAGGGCAAGAGUGCUACCAUCAACGGGCUCGAGACCAGGUUCAUCAUUACCUACUGCGAGAGUUGUUCACGAUGUGUGAGCAAACUACCCAUCCUACACAAAAUGGCUACACAAGUAGCCAACGAUGCUGGCCUCACGUCCAUGUUGAUCAUCGUCCGCAACUCGUUUCAAGGCGUGAAGAUCGACAACACGAACGUCAAGUUCGUGCAGAUGGACGAGGAGCCAGAAGUGAGCAACGUGUGCGAACUGUCGGAUUCUGUAGACAGCGACGCGCUACGUUCCUUCUCGAAGACCUCGGUUCUGUUUGUAAGCAUAUCCUUUAUCAUUCUGAUGGUGAUCUCGUUGGCGUGGCUGGUCUUCUACUACGUGCAGCGCUUCCGCUACGCGCAUGCCAAAGAUCGUCUUCAAAGACGGCUCUUCAACGCGGCCAAGAAGGCCCUCACACAUAUCCCGACCAAGCCCGUCAAGGUCGGCGACAAGGAGCUGGACUCCGACUGCCCUGUCUGCAUCGACCCCUAUCGUGCGGGCGACAUCGUGCGUAUGCUGCCGUGCCGGUGAGUAUAAAUAUUGUACAUAAAAAAUGGUCUUUUGUACAUUAAUUAUCUUUUGUGUUACUUUUACAUGCUAUUUCGCAAUGGAAAUCCAGAAUCUUUUACACAGUAUGUCGUAUGCAAUAUUUUUUACAUGGUAAUUUCGUAUUUUCAACACCGUAAUCUCCAAUUUUGUACAUAAAAGGAUUAAUUUGGUAUGUAAAGGUCGUGUUUACAGGCAUGUCUUUCACAAAACUUGCGUGGACCCAUGGCUAUUAGAGCAUCGAACAUGUCCCAUGUGCAAGAGUGACAUCCUCAAAGCUUUUGGCUACCAUGUGAACGUCAGUAGCCGCAGAAGGACCCAGUUCUCGGCCCCAACCGACGACCAACAUGUAGUUCACGUAGCCAACGAAGACCGGCUGAGUGUGGAUGCCACUUCAACUACAAGUGAAUCCAAUGCGUAUCCCUUUCCCGUGGUGACAGAGAUCCAUGAUCCCUUCAGCUUUACACCCUCCACCUCUCCUCAGCUGGUACAAGUGAUGCACGCUACGAAUGCACGAGGAUUCUCCAUCAUUCCUCUCACUGUCCAUAACGGAAAUGGACCGGUCAAUGGGCCUAACUUUACCACAGUUAACGCUACUGUAGAACGACAUAUUCCCAAUUUCAAUUCACAGCCUUUGAAAGGUAAGUUAAAGCUAUAAACUCAUAGUAUAAUAGAUGCAAAACACAUGCUGGCAGAUACUUGUAAAAUUGUUUUUGUUUUGCCCAUAUCACCAUAAAUUAUAAUACUUUCUAGAAAGCUUUCUCUCUUUAAUAAUAUGAUAACUGUGAGACCACAUAUUUGAAUGAUGAGUCGAAUAAACCUUUAACUAUCAUUUAGAAACAGUAUUUUAUUUGUUAUCAAUUUACGAAUUUACUUUCAGGUGAAACCAACUCCACAUGUCCUUCUGGUCGCCAAAUGAGGAAUUCGAGUUCUGCCAAACGAAACCGUGGUCACUUUGUCAACCUUGUUCAUGUUCGUUCACGUUCUUUAAGUCAUUCGCAAACACCUGAUACUGAUGCUACCCUAACUCCACCAGAACCACAACGACCAACAGCUCUGUUCCGAACUGGCCGAAAUGGAGGCAGCAUCGAGACUCAGAUGGAAGAAGGCUCACAAACCUUGACUCCACCUUCUCCAGCUCCUGUUUCCAGCUUGGAGAUGAACUCUCCACCAGAUCAGGUCUUGGUGGUUAACAAGUACCCUACGGCAGCGAGUCAUGUUAAGCAUGCCAUGGUACAGUCGGCCAAGGUGCGGCCUCAGACAACGGCAGGGGUGGGAAUGAGGAGAGUGUCACAAGAUCAGAUGACCACCGUGAACAUGCCCAACACCCCCUCAUUCCAUGACAUCAAGCCCAUCCAGAAAGACGGGUUAAGCGUAGAAUCACUUUAA